AUGCGAGCAUACUCGGCACCAGGGAAGGCGUUAUUGGCGGGCGGCUAUUUGGUGAUUGAUCCACAAUACUCAGCGUAUGUUACAGCACUUUCAGCAUGUAUGCAUCUGGUGGUGACUUCCACAAAAAGCCAGGACCACUCAAAAGUAACAGUGAAGUCGCCUCAAUUUGAACAGGGAUUGUGGGUAUACAAGCUAAUUCGUUCAGAUCAUGGUUGGGAAGCGCAUGAGAUCCAAGGGAGAACAAACCCGUUUUUGGAAGCGACUCUUGUCACGGUGUGGAACUAUUGGGGUGAUGUAGACCCGGUUGCAUUCGACAUUACUAUCUACCUGGACGCAGGGUUCCAUGCCCCUAGUGAAUUGAUCAAACAAUCGUCUAAUGGAUCCCAAAAGUUCUACUUCCAUGACAAGGAAAUCAACAAUGUUCCUAAAACGGGCCUUGGUUCAUCGGCAGGUCUUGUGGUGGUCGUGUCUGCAGCAUUACUCGGAGAGUUUGUCCCAGAUAUUGGUAAGCAGAAAGACCUCUUACACAAUAUUGCCCAGGUAGCUCAUUGCCUGGCACAAGGAAAAAUUGGUUCGGGUUUUGACGUUGCGGCAGCUGUUUAUGGGUCGAUCAAAUUCCAAAGAUUUGAUCCCAAACUUGUCGAGUCUGCAAUCAACAAGCCUUCUGAGGUGAAAUCUAUCUGCGAUCGGCCAUGGAAGUUUGGUCACGAACCUAUCAGCUUGCCGCCUCGUAUUAAGUUGUUAAUGGGUGACGUGUCCGGAGGAAGUAACACUCCUAAAUUAGUGUCACAGGUGCUUCAAUGGAAGAAAGAUAAAUCCGCAGAAGCUUUGGAGAUCUACACACAACUCAACGACGCCAAUGAACGAUUUAUGGCCUCGUUGACAAAGCUUCAAGAACUAGCUGAUGCGGAUCUGGUCGCAUAUGAAAAGUCUGUAACUGGUAAAACGAGUCCAUUAAUCUUGGAGCUCUCGUCGAAUAUUGCCGAUAUACGCCGUUGGAUUCGUGAAAUGACACAGAAAUCAGGUGCCGCCAUCGAACCUUCUGAGCAAACCGACUUAUUAGACGCUUGUUCAGGGCUCUCUGGGUGUAUUGGCGGGGUUGUUCCCGGUGCGGGGGGGUAUGACGCCAUUUGCGUGCUUGUUCUUGAGAACAAAAUUGAUGAGUUCAAAGCAGAAUUUUCACUGAAAUCUCAAUACAGCAACAUUAAUUGGCUUGACCUUGAAGAGAGGCUGACAGGGAUCCAGAUGGAAAUUCCCAAUAAUUACCAUUUUACUUAG
Messenger RNA from Diutina rugosa, 1278 nucleotides. It is a transcript of the gene ERG8, whose product is annotated as phosphomevalonate kinase. Gene Ontology annotation, cellular component: peroxisome. The transcript has a single exon. Gene Ontology annotation, molecular function: phosphomevalonate kinase activity; ATP binding. Gene Ontology annotation, biological process: isopentenyl diphosphate biosynthetic process, mevalonate pathway; ergosterol biosynthetic process. Bases 1 to 1278 code for a protein of 425 amino acids. NCBI's taxonomy places the organism in Eukaryota, Fungi, Ascomycota, Pichiomycetes, Serinales, Debaryomycetaceae. The record is from RefSeq and is a predicted model, not a curated record.